AUAAAGACAUUACAGUCGUAAGCGAAUUAAAAUUCCUUUUUAACAACGAUUCAAGGAUAAUCGUUGCAAAACGAUAUGUGUGUAUGUGAAUAAGGGCGAAACGAGUUGAAAAAGGAGAUUUAUGGUGUCAAAGAAAAUUUUUGAAGUAUGAGCAUAUAAAGAAAGUACAGAAAAAUAAAAUAAAAUACAAAAGAAGAAAAAGAGAUUAAAUUUACUUAAAGAAUUUAAAUUAAAUAAUAAAAAAGUUCAACAGUGAAAACGGAAAAUAAAAGUGUGUUUCAGAUUAAUUAAUAAAAUAUAAAACAAUCAGAAUUUUUCCAUACGAAAAGUGUUCAACAACAAAUUCUUUAAAUGUGUAUAAAAUAUCGAAAUUACACUCAAAAUUUUAAAAGUGCUAAGAAAACUUUAAGAAAUUGAAAAGAAAAACUAUUGUAACAAAAAGCUUCCCUCUUUAACCAACUAAUAACUCCACCACAUAAAAAUUUCUAAGUGGUCAUGCAUGAUUUGAGCAUAACAAUUGUCGAGGAGCAUACAAAACGUUUAAGUCGCAAUUUGGCCUUAACACAAACCCGGCGACGUACUAUUACUUUCCAAGAUCCGCAGGAGAUUGAAAUACAAAAUCCCGAUUCUAAAACUACCAUAAUAAAGAAUAGCAAACAGAAAUCCUUUACUUCCACCACUACCACAGAGCGAGCUUUAAGGCCCGCUAAGGAUCCAGUGACUUCAACUAUAACAACCACCACUGUGGCAGUGCCGUAUAAGAAUUUUAAAAUUUGGACUGAUUAUGAUAGGGAACAAAAUUUCUUAUUACACAUAAAGGAGCAAAAGGACUUCAAGGAUCAGCAACAACAAAGACAAAUGAAAAGUAUAUGAUAUAUGGAUGAAGUAGAACCCCAGCGCCGAAAUAAGGGUUCUAAAUUAAUCAUUGAUCUAAAUUGAUAAGAAAUUAAGAAUAAGGACAUUUUUGAAAGCUUUAAAUUUAUAAAUUUUUGUAAGUAUUUUCUGCUAAUUGACACAAA
Messenger RNA from Lucilia sericata (common green bottle fly), 1019 nucleotides. RefSeq lists its product as uncharacterized. NCBI's taxonomy places the organism in Eukaryota, Metazoa, Arthropoda, Insecta, Diptera, Calliphoridae. The record is from RefSeq and is a predicted model, not a curated record. The transcript is spliced from 2 exons. The coding region runs from base 496 to 873 and encodes 125 amino acids.